GGUCGACCAUGUCUGCGCAGGCACUGCCCGAGGAGCUCCUCGAGCUUAUACUACACCAUAUCGACGAUAAAUCACAACUUUCGUGCUGCUCCCUCGUCUGCCGCGUCUGGUUGUUCCCGAGCUCCCGACUCCUCUUCCGCAAACUUGAACUGAACGUGCAGCCUCAGCCCGAGUCACCGGAUACAGCAUGCCACAAUUGGCACGACUACUUGAAAGCGAUGAAAGCCUCUGCGCGCAUACAACACUGCGUCAGGAAGCUGUCCUUCUACUCCUCAAAGGGCAAAUGGCCAGUAUGGCCCGCGUCGAUUCUGCUUGAGACGCUUCGAACGCUCCCCAACUUGAAAUCCAUUACUCUGGCACGUCUCAACUUUAGCUUCGAUGAUGACAUAUCUCCUUCUCCGUUGGUUUCACAUUGGCUGGAAGAUGGGCUCUCCCUCGACACGGUUGAGCUGCGCGAUAUCUCCAGUUUGGGCACCUACCAUGGCCAAGCUGCAGAGAGCGGAGCGUCCGAAAGCAUGGGACUCGCCGCGAUCCUCGGCCUGUUUACGAGCAUCAGGUUCCUCUCGAUCCGCUAUACUAUGCUUCCACGCAGAUAUCCUGCUACCUGGCAUGGUUUCGCACCGAUCCCACUUCCACGCCAAACACCGCUCAAACUCGAAGAGUUGCACUUGAAGGGAGAAUUGGGUGCAAAGAUGCUGGGGGCGCUGAAAGAGAUGGUGGACUCACAUCACCUGCGCGUGCUCUUCGUCGAGCUGAGUGCGCCGGUGCUAUCGCUCGCAGAUGAGUUCGUUAGGCGCAUGACGGCGCUGCAAACCGUCCGUUUUGCGAUACGGGGGGAUCUCAUGGAAAUGCGGCUAGCUAUCCUGGUGAACCUGUCCGCAUGCGCCGAACUGAAAUCGAUAUGCAUUUGUCCUUUUCGAUACUACCCUUACAAUCAAGUAGAGGCAACCAAUGUGUACAUAGGGUGCACGGUUGUGUCCAUACUCUCGACGGCACCUCCUUCAGUUCGGUGGAUUCGUCUCUACCUCGAUACGGUCGUUAUAUACCCCAGCUUAACCGUGCUGCGACAAGUCGAUUGGACAUCAUUUAGCAGGAGUCUCGAACGAUUAUCUCAGCUGGAGGUCCUUGAGCUGAGUCCAUGGCUCAGUUCUCGUUGGACGAACGAUAUGAUAGAGGUAGUAAAGGGGGAACUAUCGCCUGCGACACGACAAGCACUGCAGUUCACGUAAGGGACUCGCUCUUCAUUAGAGACGUUAAUUGAAGUACAGCUAUCUGUGGUAUACUUCGUAAUGUGCUAUACGC
Phanerochaete carnosa HHB-10118-sp is the source of this 1302-nucleotide messenger RNA. RefSeq lists its product as uncharacterized. The record is from RefSeq and is a predicted model, not a curated record. Lineage: Eukaryota; Fungi; Basidiomycota; Agaricomycetes; Polyporales; Phanerochaetaceae. The transcript has 2 exons. The coding region runs from base 9 to 1229 and encodes 406 amino acids. Gene Ontology annotation, molecular function: protein binding.